CAAUGUUAACCAACAACAGUCAACAGUUUGAUUUGAUAUGUCGCAAGCAAAGGUGCUGCCACAAUAUGUAGCCGGUCUAUCGGCGGCAUUUGGAGCAUUUUGUAUGGGCGCCAGCAUGGGAUGGUCUUCUCCCGUCCAGGACAUGCUCACGGUGGACGAAGCCUAUGGUUUUCCAGUGUCCGAAGACCAAUUUGGCUGGAUCUCCUCUUUGUUGACACUGGGCGCUACAGUUGUGUGCAUUCCCAUUGGAUUCAUCAUUGACAUAUUUGGACGUAGGCCGACCAUGCUGGCAUUAAUACCUCCGUACAUGGUUGGUUGGUUGCUGAUGAUCUUUGCAAAUAGUGUAAUAAUGCUAUACUUUGGUCGAUUUAUUCUUGGAGUCUGUGGAGGAGCGUUCUGUGUGACUGCCUCGAUGUAUAACACGGAGAUCUCGACAAUUGAUGCACGUGGCACUCUAGGCAGCUUUUUCGAGUUGAUCACCUGUUCCGGGCUCCUCUAUGGAUACAUUGUUGGUGGCUACACUCCACUCCUGGCCACUAAUAUAUUGUGUGCGAUACUGCCCCUAAUCUUUGCUCUGGUCCACUACUUCAUGCCGGAGUCACCAGUUUAUUAUGCCAUGAAGGGACGACGGGAUGAUGCAACCAAGUCGCUGAUCUGGCUGCGUGGCAAGAAUUGCGAUAUCAGCGAAGAGCUCAAUGAAAUGAUGGAGGCGAGCAACAAGGGUGCCGAUGAGCCCAAGGUGAACAUUUUCAGGGCACUGCGACGUCCCGUAACCCUCAAGGGACUUAGCAUCGCAGUGAUUCUACAAAUUGUGCAGCAAUGGUCGGGCAUUAAUGCCAUCCUGUUUUAUUCCACGUCUAUUUUCGAGGAUGUGGGUGCCGAGUUAAGUGGGCGACUGUGCACGAUGCUUAUUGGAACUACUCAGCUUGUGAUAACUUUGGGGGCGACUGUGUUAGUUGACAAGACUGGACGACGUAUCCUUCUGCUUAUUUCCGCUUUUUUCGCUUUUAUUACCACCUGCCUGAUGGGUGUCUAUUUUCAAAUGAAGGACACCGAUCCCGAAUCGGUGAUAUCCAUUGGCUGGUUACCAAUUACAAGCAUCCUAAUCUUUAUAGUGGCCAGUGCCGUUGGCCUUGGACCCGUGCCCUGGCUGAUGAUGGCCGAAUUAUUCUCCGAGGAUGUGAAGAGUGUCGCCGGCUCCAUUGCGGGCACCAGCAACUGGCUGUCCGCAUUUAUGGUCACCAAGAUUUUCCCUGUGAUGGAGAACAAUAUCGGACCAGCAGCAACAUUUUGGGUGUUUUCUGGCAUUAGCCUUCUUGGUUUUGUGUACAUUUUGAUAUAUGUGCCCGAGACGAAAGGUAGAAGCCUGGAGGAGAUUCAACAGAUCCUCGCAGGCGGUAAUAAAAAUGAUACACCGAAAGAAUAGAUGAGAUGCCUUUUCAAAUGGUGUCUAAUCUUCAUUAGGAUAGAG
Messenger RNA from Drosophila grimshawi, 1471 nucleotides. Its product is annotated as facilitated trehalose transporter Tret1-2 homolog. Gene Ontology annotation, biological process: carbohydrate transport; transmembrane transport. Gene Ontology annotation, cellular component: membrane. Bases 38 to 1426 code for a protein of 462 amino acids. The record is from RefSeq and is a predicted model, not a curated record. Gene Ontology annotation, molecular function: sugar transmembrane transporter activity. The transcript has a single exon. Lineage: Eukaryota; Metazoa; Arthropoda; Insecta; Diptera; Drosophilidae.